This is a messenger RNA of Leguminivora glycinivorella, 1033 nucleotides long. RefSeq lists its product as uncharacterized. The coding region runs from base 579 to 926 and encodes 115 amino acids. Lineage: Eukaryota; Metazoa; Arthropoda; Insecta; Lepidoptera; Tortricidae. The record is from RefSeq and is a predicted model, not a curated record. The transcript has 3 exons.
UUAAAUAAGAUAAAAACAUCAAAAUUCCUGUAGGUAAUAUUGAAGAGUUUUCCUCGAAAUCGGUCACAUCCUAUUGCCGUCGUUAUCAAAUCUCUGAUUUCAUUUGGUUUAUUGGAUAGGAUAGGUACAUUAUCUUAUCGCAUUAUUGCACGAUAGAGCGAUCGUGCAUAAUUAUGUCCUCUGUUGACAAAUAGCGCAGGAACUGUUUGCAAUGCGCCCAAAUCCGCGUUCCGAGUCACCGGCGCCGGUGUAUUGUUUAUGCUCGCAACUACUUCAUCAGUAAUUAGUUAAGCAAUCGUUUUUCCAUUUAAGCGCAUUCAGCAACUGACAACGACGAGUGUCAGCGUAUUCAACGCGCUCGCUUCUUUCGAAAAAGUAACCUCAAUUGUUGUAACAUCGUUAUCAUAAACUGCUACCGAAUGCGUAACGAUUGUUCCUUUGGCGCGUGGAACAAUUGAACCGUCGAGGAGCGUUUUAUCAUCGGCUCGUAAAUUAUCGGCACUCGUGGCUUCGGCGGCGUGAGUCAGGUGUCGCAGUAAACAGACACGGGGUCCCCGAGCCGGCCCGGCGACCCUCGCAUGGUCGGAUCGGCGCGAACAUUCGCGGCACGUCCUUUGUUGGCCGUUUUGUUUUGGAGUACCAUCCGGUUUCUGGUGGUAGGGGGGAGGGGACGGGUGGGCGCAGGUAGCGCGCGCGUCGGCAGUCAGUCCAACACGGCGCGCCGCACUGCGCGCGCGGCUCGCUCGCGACCGAUUCUCUAUCAAAUAUGGAAAUGGCCGGUCAGGCCGCGACAGGUGUGCGUGCGGCGUUCGUGCACGUGUACUGUUUGUGAGUGCCAGCGCUGCCCUCGGCUGCACCUCUCGACCUCACGAUUGUGCAAUGGAAUUGGAAAAUAUGACAAUGGAUUUAUCGAAUCGAUCAAAUGAACGCGUAACUAGUAAGUGGAUAGGCAAAUAAAGCUCCGGUUACACGCGUCAGGUCGACGGUGUGAGGAAAUACGUGCAAACUUGUUGCGACGUCAUUGAACAACCAC